UAAUAAUUUAACCCUUUUUCCAAAAGAUUACAAAUAAUUUAGUAAAGAUAAUAUUAUUACCUAUAAAAUUUAUUACCAUUAAAAUUUACCUAUAAUUAAAACUAAUAAUUAUGAGUAUCAUAUAUAAUAUAUUAUCGAAUAAUUAUUUUAUCACAAGGGGAAAAAUCUGCCGCUUAACUUAUCUGAUGACAUCAAAUUAAGUAUUUCGUGAAAAAGAAGAAAACGUGAUCGUAAAUUUUAUUCUAUUCUAAUUCAUAAACGGAUUGAAUUUAUCAUUAUAAAUCUGUUAUUUAUAAACGGAAAAAAGCGCUAUUUUAAGGAUGGAGAUAAAUUCUAAGCUAAUGGAAGAAUGAAUAGUAUAACUCAAUACUGAUUGUAAAUUGUAAAAAUGCCCCUUAACCAGUCACACGUCAAGAGAGAGAGACCCUACGACGGAAAUGUAUGUAAAGAAAAAAAGAUGAAUGAUCAAGAUGAACAGAUAUUUUCUUUCAAUUUUUACCAAUCAAGUAACACAUCUCAUUCAAGGAGUUAUAUUACCGAGGGCUUUGCUACUCUCACUCAAGGCAAUCAUACUCAAACCCGAUAUUUAUUUUUGUUCGAUGAUUGGCUCAUCAUAGUUAAAUCAAAAGCAAAUAAUGCUUUUCAACUCAAGAAGAAAAUACGGGUCGCCGAAAUGUGGAUAACGGAAUACAUUCACGGAAUAGGCGAUGUUGAUCCUGAAUCUAAACUAUUGUCAUUUGUUAUUGGCUGGCCUCUUAUAAACUCAAUCAUCACUUUUAAAUCAAAAGAUGCACGAAAUACCUGGUGGUGCCAUCUUUCAAAUGCCAUUAAAAUUCAAUGUGCAAGAGAAGAACCUAAAACUACAACUCUCAAAAUAUUUAAUUGGAAUUUAAAUUCGCAUAUAAAAUCAAAAACCAUGCGCAUUGGAUCUCAACACACCGCUGACGAGUGUUUAAAGAAGGCGAUGAAACUGUUCAACUUUUCACAAGACGAUAUAUCCAAGUCAAAAAUUAAUAUUUCUACUAACGAUAACAACUUUCCAGAGAUUAAUAAUCAAGAAAUACAUUUAUGGGUUCAAAUUCAAAAUAGCUCAAUUAUGCUUAUAGGGCACGAAAGGCCUUACGCCAUUAUUACCAAUCACGUCACGAGGGCCAUGUUAUUGGAUAGAAAUGUAUUAUCAGUCGAUAAAAAGGUUACCCCCCUCUUGCCACCAUUUAAUGAAAUAUCCUACAUAUUUCAUGAUGAUUUAGGCAAGGAUGUUGAAACCGAAUCUGUUAGAGAUGCAGCAAUAGAAGGUGCUAGUAAUAAUAUGGAAGAAAACAUCAAAGAUGAUUCCACCAUAUAUACUCGGAAAUUAAAUCGCUUAAUUCACGCAGAAAAAACCAAAGAGCUGAUUAGCAAUGAAAUUUCUUUUAACGAAAAUACAAUCCCAUUUCAAUCGUUAAAAGCUGAAAAAAAUAUUUUAGAUUUUAACUUGAAAACUUAUAAUUCCCCUCCUUCAUCUGCCUUGUCACCAUUCCAAUUGCAACAACUACUGGAAGGUAACACGUCUACCAGCGACUGUCAAUUUUCUUUGAGAAUCAAUACUAUGACUCAAUCUAAUAAUCACACCAAAGUGUGGUACCCUAACAAUAAGUUCUUGAGUCUCAAAAUCAAACAAAGUAAACUCAUAUCGACUAAAAGCAAAAAUGGUAUAUAUCGACUUAAAAAAUCCUCAAACAAAAUCAGCAAUUUAUUGAUUCCCCGCAUAUCUGGUAGACAUAGCUCUCUUAAACAUUUUGUAGAUCAAAAAUGCGCGUCCCGCACAAUAUGCAACCCUUGUGAGACGAUUUCACCUUUAGUUGUCAUUCUUCAAAAUACAGAAUUUGAUAAUAAAAAGAUGGUUCUCGACAAUUUAAGUAAUAAAUCAGUUAUUCCAUCUAUACAAGGACUAACAAAUUUUAAUAUGAUCAGACCCAUGCAGCUUUCCUAUGAAAAUAAACAUGGGGUUGGUCAAGGUCAUGAAAAUUAUUGCAAUACCUCUACAGCAGAACGAUCUGACGACAAGACAUUUAAGGAUCGAAGAAAAAGCAAAUUGUUUAAUAAGCAUCUUAAUGAAAUAAUGAUUAGCAAUAAUGAAUUUCCCAAGCCAAUUAAAAAAAUUUUGCAAUUAUUGUACACUUAUGGGCCGUACACCAUAGGCAUAUUUAGAAAAUCUGCCAGUGCUAAAUUAUGCAAAACUUUAAAAGAACAACUCGACCGCGGAACAGACGUUAAUCUUGAUGAUGUUCCUAUGCUAGCCAUUUCUUCUAUAUUUAAAGAAUUUUUAAGGAAUAUUCCUAACGGUUUAAUGGAUUGCCAUCUUUACGAAAAAUGGCACCGCAUUAUGAGCAUUGAAAAUGAACAUGAAAAAUUUACUAAAUGCAAAGGUUUGUACUCUCAAUUGCCAAGCCACAAUCGUUUUCUGUUAGCCCAUACACUCAAGAUAUUUAAAUUGAUUAACGAUAAUUCGGUCUACAACAGUAUGACCAGCGCGAAUAUGUCCAUAUGCGUUGGGCCCAGUCUAUUAUGGGAGCAAUCUUCUGCAUCGAUAUCUAACCCUUGCCUGGUAGUCGGUCCCAAGCGAUCUAAACUUCUUCACUUUGGCCAUAUUAACAUCUCUAAUGAUUCUACACAAGAAGGUAAAAAAAGUUUCAGUGCUUUAGCCCUGGUCCCUAUUGCUUUUAACAACAACAAUAAAGACAAAGACCAAAAUAAAAAUAAUCAAAAUGUCACGCAUGGUUUUGAUAAUUGCAAUCAAUAUGAAGACCAGCAAGUCAUGAAAGACGGAACCAAGUGGAUUCCUUUAUUAUUAGAAUACAUGAUAAACAAUGUGGAAUACCUUCAACCUGACUCUAGUAGUUGCACUAGUUCGAGUUUUAAAAUAAAAUUUAAUAACAGUUCAAAAAAUAAACACCAUUUAGUUCAAAUGCACCGCAACAACCAUAGCCGCAAAUCGCAAAAUCGUUUGAAGCGCUUAUCUAGAGCAAAUGCAAUAAUCUCCGCUGCUGGUUUAAAGGUUAGAACUGAUAAUACAAUUAACUGUGACUUGGAUAAUAGUAGAUUAAAGCAAAAUAUGGACCCUAAAAAUUUCACACUUCAAGAUAAAUUUAAGGAAAAAAAUUACGGAAUAGGCUACGAAAAUAUAAAUGAUCAUCGUAAAGAAGCUAUUUUUAUCGACAACGAUGCUGAUACCUUCGAAAAGAAGUAUCGAUUUCAAUCCUACAAGGAUCAUCUUUUUCCGGAGUCCGAUCCUAGUAUGAAAAACAGGGAAAUAAACUACGAAACUUCCGAGAGCACAACGGGUGGUCUCUUAUCUUCUCCGUCUUCUGCUCUUUCUCUACCCAUUUCCCUGAGUCGAUUACUCUCUCUUCCUUGUCCUUCCCAAGCUUCUCGCUGCCGCAACAAUUAUAAUCAUAGGGCAGACUUUGUAAAAAUCCUAUUAUCGCCCACAACAUCUAUGAGUUUGAGUUCGAAUGAAGAUCUCAAGAACAAUGGACAAUCUGAUCAGAUGUCUGGCAAUAAUUAUUUGACCGCUUCAAAUGCCAUGAGAGAAUUAUGUUCUUUAGAUAAUAGCGACGAACGUUCUCAGUCGCGUUCAAAUUCAUAUUCUAGAUCUAAUUCCCGAGUCAGGGUAAAUUCUUUCCUUCUAGGAGACUCUGACAGCCUCACCAGUUUGCCCUUAAGGAACAUAGAUGAAAGGGAAAGGUAUGAGGAGGAGUCCUCGACCGAAAGCUUGGAGGCCCCCGAUCACAACGAUAUAUACAUGUUUACAACUAACUACUUACCCAAUCGUUAUUAUUCAUACGACAACAAUAGAUCUAAACUUGUACCUCCUUCUGAUUUUCUCAAACCAAGUCGUAACGAUAGAUGUGAAUCUCUUUCUACUCACAAUUCCGAAUUAAUUAAUCCUAAUCGUUUUCAAAAAAUAUCAUUGAUAUCGCCAUUGACUAGUUCAAGUCGGGAUUCUGGUUUAACAUUGAGCGAUAGCAAUCUUUAUAACACGGAGCCCGAAGUUGAUCAAGAUUUUCCUAUGACAUCUAAAUCACAAUUAGGUUCCAAAAGAAAAGCAAUCCCAGCCAGAAGUUUUUCUCUUUGUACUGCCAAGGGAUCUUCAGACACGAUUGAAAAAAUUAAUGGGAAAAAUAUGAGAGCUAAAUUUAUAAUAGAAAAUUUUAUAAACCGAAAUGCAGAUCACGAUACAACAGAAUUGCUAAACAAUGAUUGUAUGAACUCUAAUGACAAAAUUAUACAUGGUAGAUUUAUACUAGCUAAUCAUGAUGGUCCUAAAGGAAUGCAAAGAACUAAAGAUUAUGUUAAUAACAUAUCUGGAACUCCAUCGGGCAAAGAUUAUCAACAGAAUUAUAACAGGAAAGAUUUUAAGGAAAAUUCAUCUAAAAUAUCUAGAACACAUGCUCAAAUAAAAGUUUCUUAUUUAUCACCCUCCAAAAGAAGGAAUUUAAAUAAUGAUCCGGAAAUUGCUUCUAUUUUAAACGACGAACAUUUUCUCCAAAAUGAUUAUCCUAUACCAUCAUAUCAAUCCACUUCAACACCGCCAUUAUAUAAAAUUUCGAAAUAUUUUCCUUAUAAUGAAACGAAUCCACUUAAUUCUGAUAUCAAAUAUAAAAAUCCCUUGUUCAGCAAAAAACUAGAGUUUCCAUCGUGUUCUCUACUUGGGGCAAAAAAAGAAGAGAAACAAGAAUACGUGUACUUUGAAGAAACUAAAGAAGAGAAAAAAUUGACUCUUCAAACGGUCGAUAGUUAUCGAGCUCGAAAAGUUUAUGAAAAAUCUCUGAGGCUUUAUUUGACUGGAUCUAACGGUCCAAAAUAUAUAUCAUAUCAUGGUAAUCCUAAAUCCAACGAAAUUAUUAAAUGUGAUAUAAUUCAAAAUGAUCUUAACCGCAAAAAUUUGACAACACCAAAUGACAAUGUUAUUACUUCUAAGGAAGUUAUCCGCUUGCCUAGCCCUGACAAGACCGAGUCGGGAGUAAAAGAAAACAAUAUUUUCGACACCUAUUCUUCCCCUAUUCGUGUUCGUAAGCUCAUUAAUUCGGUUUAUAAUGAAAACAUGGUUUCUCCUAAGAUAAACAAAAUUAAUGACCGUUCUGACACAACCUGGAGCGUUUUGCAAUUGACCAAGAUGUUUUCCAAUAUGUCAUCUACCCAGGACUUAGUCUCUUUUAAGACAACAAAGGGAAUUCACCGAAAACCUGAUUCAUGCGUUACGAAAUCCUUGUCUUUAAAUUGCAACAACCAAAUAAGAUAUCAAUUAUACACAGUUAAUUGCAGACGCGGAAACAGGAGGGAGAUUGUCCAACCCCAUCACAACUUGCCUGUUCUCAAAAAUAUCAUUUAAAACUAAAAAAAAUUCUUCUCCCCCAAAAAUGAAUACAAUAUCAUUAUAAAGAAUUUGAAAGAAGUUACUCACUACCUUUAAAUCCAAUCCUCUACCAAGAUUACACAUUGAAAAUAAUAAAAUUAUAACGGACCCCAGGGAACAAUUAGCGAUAUGGACAGACCAUUAAAUGAACCUUUACAGAACAAGGUGGCCUAAACCAUUAUGUGACUAUCCUUUCCAACCACCUAAUCGGAACCUGAACAGAAUAGAUAUAAUCAAUGCCAUUAAAAGACUAAAAACCCAUAAAGCAGCCGGAAUCGAUGGGAUUUUUGCGGAACUUUCGAAGAUAGAUGCUGAUUUAAGUGCUAGUCUACUGCUUCCCCUCUUUAAUGAGAUAUGGAAUACUGGCAAUUUCCCAGAGGAAUGGAUGACCUCGAUAAUACUUAAUUUCCCUAAAAAUAAGAACCCGACUAGCCUGAAGGACUACAGAGGAAUUGCACUGAUCCCAGUUACCCUAAAAAUGUUCACGUAUAUUAUAGCCGUCAGGAUUAAACCAAUCAUCGAUAGAAACCUCUCAAACGCCAUCACAUCAUAUAGGAAGGGAAGGAACACGACGGAACUAACCAUGGCGCUUAAGGUUAUUCUGGAGAAAGCUAGAAUACAUAAGUCCCCAAUAUUUGCCCUAAUGUGAUCUAAGUCAAGCCUUUGACUCCAUCAUACAGCAUAAGAUCUGGCCCUUACUGGAGGACAUAGGAAUAGAUAAACUGAUUUCGCUUAUAAAAAUAAUAUACGAUAAUCAUAACGUGAUACCACAACAUCUGAACUUAAAAUCACAACCAUUUAAGGCCAACAGAGGACUGAAACAAGGAUGCAUUUUAUCACCUAUGCUAUUUAAUGUAAUAAUGAACGAUAUUCUGAAUAAAUCCUUCAAACAAGAACAUGCUCUUAACCCUCGAUAUCUGAAUCAACAAUAUGAUAAUAACAUACACAACUCUCUAAAUUUUCUAUGCUAUGCCGAUGAUGUAUGCAUAUUAGCUAA
This is a messenger RNA of Gordionus sp. m RMFG-2023, 6395 nucleotides long. RefSeq lists its product as uncharacterized. Gene Ontology annotation, molecular function: GTPase activator activity. Bases 389 to 5374 code for a protein of 1661 amino acids. NCBI's taxonomy places the organism in Eukaryota, Metazoa, Nematomorpha, Gordioida, Chordodea, Parachordodidae. The record is from RefSeq and is a predicted model, not a curated record. Gene Ontology annotation, biological process: signal transduction. The transcript is spliced from 16 exons.